Molecule: messenger RNA, 1323 nt
Organism: Venustampulla echinocandica
Lineage: Eukaryota; Fungi; Ascomycota; Leotiomycetes; Helotiales; Pleuroascaceae
Exons: 4
Coding region: 1-1323 (440 amino acids)
Biological process (GO): biosynthetic process
Cellular component (GO): cytoplasm
Molecular function (GO): transferase activity
Source: RefSeq, a predicted model, not a curated record
AUGUCUCUUCACGUCCCUCAUAGAGAAAAGGCAAACGGCGCACAGGGUGGAACAAAGGCAGUCAUCCUAGUUGGCGGACCAUCCAGAGGAACACGCUUCCGGCCAUUGUCUCUCGACCUGCCCAAGCCUCUCUUCGAAGUCGCAGGCCAUCCCAUCGUCUGGCACUGUCUCACCGCCAUCGCAAAGGUCCCCCACAUUCAAGAAGUAUGCAUGAUCGGAUACUAUGACGAAUCUAUCUUCCGCGACUUCAUCAAAGAUGCCUCGAAGGAGUUUCCCAAGAUUAAGAUCGUAUAUCUGCGCGAAUACCAAGCUCUAGGCACAGCUGGAGGACUCUACCACUUCCGUGAUGCCAUUCUCAAGGGCCGGCCAGAACGAUUCUUCGUCCUCAAUGCGGAUGUGUGCUGUUCAUUCCCCUUGAAUGACAUGCUGAAGCUAUUUGAGAGCAAAGAUGCAGAAGCUGUCCUUCUAGGUACCCGGGUGAGCGAGGACGCCGCCACCAAUUUUGGAUGUAUCGUUUCAGACGCCCACUCAAGCCGAGUCCUCCACUACGUCGAGAAGCCCGAAUCCCACAUCUCCAACCUCAUUAACUGCGGCGUCUACCUCUUCUCCACCGAAUGCAUCUUCCCCGCCAUCCGCAGCGCGAUCAAGAAGCGUACCGAACGUCCCCGCCUCGUCUCAUACCCCUCUUCCGAAAACCUCGAAUCCUCCUAUAUGCAAGACGAUGACGAAGAAAAGUCAAACGAAGUACUACGACUGGAGCAGGACAUCUUGAGCGAUUUGGCAGAUAGCAAGCAGUUCUUUGUCUACGAGACUAAGGAUUUCUGGAGACAGAUCAAGACCGCCAGUUCAGCCAUACCCGCGAACGCCUUGUAUCUCCAGAAAGCUUUACAGUCCGGGUCGGACGAACUUGCUAAGCCAUCUGCCAACAUCCUCCCACCUGUGUUCAUCCACCCAACUGCGCAGGUCGAUCCCACGGCGAAGUUGGGCCCGAAUGUCUCCAUCGGGCCACGAGCUGUCAUUGGAGCCGGUGUUAGAGUCAAAGAGUCGAUUGUGCUAGAAGAUGCAGAGAUCAAGCACGAUGCGUGCGUGCUAUACUCUAUAAUUGGCUGGAGCAGCAGAGUUGGUGCCUGGGCUCGUGUGGAGGGAAGCCCUACACCGGUCAAUAGUCACUCCACGACUAUCAUCAAAAAUGGGGUCAAGGUCCAGAGCAUCACUAUUCUAGGUAAAGAGUGUGGUGUCGGAGACGAAGUUCGGGUGCAGAACUGCGUGUGUCUACCAUUCAAGGAGUUAAAGAGGGAUGUGUCGAAUGAGGUUAUCAUGUAA